Bactrocera latifrons is the source of this 4599-nucleotide messenger RNA. It is a transcript of the gene Tsp26A, whose product is annotated as tetraspanin-5. The record is from RefSeq and is a predicted model, not a curated record. Gene Ontology annotation, cellular component: membrane. The transcript is spliced from 7 exons. Bases 304 to 1245 code for a protein of 313 amino acids. NCBI's taxonomy places the organism in Eukaryota, Metazoa, Arthropoda, Insecta, Diptera, Tephritidae. Gene Ontology annotation, biological process: protein maturation; protein localization to plasma membrane.
AGAAAAACUUGCAAGAAAUCUUCUAUAAAUAUUUUUGUUACAAAUUUAACCCACAUCAAAAAAUUCCAGUAUAUCGUAAUGUUCAAUAAAUAAAAAAGAGAAUGUGCAUUUAUAGCAAUAUUUUAAAAUUUAUUAUAGUGGCUAUUGUAAAGACAAACGGAAUAUUUCUGUAGUUCAAGGCAACAGCCUAGGGAAAGCAAAUUCUACGUUCUUUUGCAUAAGGUCAAUUUCAUACAAGUCAAUUUUUUUUAUUUUUUUUUGAUAAUAUAGCUACAUAUAAAUAUAUACAACAAAGUAACAAAAAUGCCUUCCGUACGGAAAUACCGUCGCGAAACCACUGAGAUAAGCUGUUGUUUAAAAUAUCUACUCUUUAGCAGCAACGUAGUUGUUUGGACUGCUGGAUUAUGUGUUCUGGCAGUUGGUAUUUGGGCUUGGAACGAAAAAGAUAUGUUCAGUAAUUUGGCUAAGCUAACAUUUAUAGCCUUAGAUCCGGCCUUUGUGUUAAUUUGUACGGGAACAAUCACAUUUAUAAUUGGCUUUACKGGAAGCGUUGGAGCGCUACGGGAAAAUACCUGUCUCUUGUCACUGUACGCACUAUUCCUGUCGUUGCUGCUGACUUUUGAAAUAAGCUUGGGCAUAUUAACUUUUGUACUAAAGGAUAAGGGCUGGAUAAAAGAUCAAGCUACYGAAGGAUUACGUGCCUUCAUAAUCCACUACCGUGAGGAUCCAGAUCAGCAAAAUCUUAUCGACUGGAUACAAGAAGAUUGGCUGCAGUGUUGUGGAAUUGAUGGCCCAAAAGAUUGGGAUAGCAAUAACUACUUCAAUUGUUCAUCCAGCGCCAUCGGGAGUCGGGAAGCAUGUGGAGUGCCGUUUUCAUGCUGCCGUCGGCGACCAACCGAAUUAAUAAAGAAUAAGCAAUGUGGCUACGAUGUGCGCAAAGAAGGAUAUCCGGUGGAACGACAUAUCUAUGAGCGCGGUUGUUUGCGAGCAGGCGAAGAUUGGCUGGAAGCACACCUGAUUAGUGUAGCCUCUUCCUGCAUUUGUAUACUUGUAGUGCAGAAUUUUGAAAUAUCGAAAAUCAUUUACGAAAAAGGCUGUGUACAAGCGGGUGAAGAGUGGAUUGAGCGUAAUUUAAUUAUAAUUUCAACCAGCGUUAUUAUACUUAUUUUCGUACAGAUACUUGGCAUUUGCUUCACACAAAAUCUCCGCGCCGAUAUAAAUGCGCAAAAAUCUAAGUAUCACUGACAAAUACCUUCCGCCGCGCCAUGCAAUGGCAUACCGCCACGKCCCACUGCCAUUUAGGUCGGGUACAAGACACGCCGCAACAUGUGGGUGUAGUAUGAAAGAGUGCAUAUGUGAAAAUGAACGGGUAAAGUAAUGCACAGUAAACUAGUUAAACAGUUAAACGUAAGCUUUAAACUUCCGACUAUGCUASCAUUUUGAGUUAGAGACGUACAUGUACAUACUACUAUACUAGUAUAUACCGAACUUAGAGAAACAUAGAGACAUGCAAACCCCUAUACUGAGAAAGCAACAUCAACUGAAUAGUGUUUAAAGCUUUUUAAAGUUCGAUUUGUAUGAAUUCAGUUAUAUAUUGACACUUUUUAAUUACUCUUUUUUUACAUUAAGCUGAUUUACUUUAAAAUCUCAUACGAUACAUUCUUCCACUAAUUUUCAAGUCAAACUCAAAUUGCAGCUGUGAUAACUCUUUUGGUCAGCUUUCAAAAUACUCACAAACACAAAACAAAACUAACUUGACUUAUAAUGAUGCAACUCAAACUAAGCAAACAAAGGUUAUAUGCCACAUACAAAAACAACACACCUAUGUAUAUAUAUAUAUWUUUUUUUAUUUUCACAACAACUCUGAAGCACUUGAAAAGUCUAUUAAGUAUAGCAAACUGUAACCUGAUAUACUGUUUUGUUGCUAUUUAAACGCAAUAAGUGAAGAUAUUACUAUUAGUCCAGAAAAAGUAUACUGCAUAAGUAAAUGUCUAUUUUAAAUACACUCGUCCUUAUGUGGUUGGAGCGCAUGCGUAUUAUUCGGGACGGAAGAAGAAAUGCGCUCACGGCCAUCUAACUAUUUAUCAGCAGAGUCAAGUAAAGACUAACUGUGUUAAUGCUCUAUUCAAUAUAAAUAAAAGGCUCAAACCAAAGUAAUUAAGCAGAUUUAGUCCUAUGAUUAAAUAAACUAAUAAGUGUAACGAAAAGGUACGCGUAAGCUUUGUUAGCUUAAACGAAACGCAAAAAUCUAGUUAUUUUGUGAGACCACAAUAAGUGAGUUAAGUAUAAACUACUUUUACACGUUAGGAAUUACACUUAAAAUGUAAACUAAAUAAAAAUAUGCGAUAUGACAUAUGCAAGUAUUAGGGUGGUAAUUAUUAUUAUUUUUUUUUUCAGUGUAGAUUUACUUCUGUACAUUUACAGAUUGUAUAUACAUAUAAUACAAAAAGGUACGUAGGCUAACAUUUUAAUCUUUUUUGAGUAUAUAAGUCCCUAUGCCACCUUUCUAAAUAUGUUUUCCAUUAUUUAGAUUUAUAGUAUAUAUUUACUUCUCAAAUAACAAAACAGUAUUUACCAUCAUUUCUAUUUUUGAAGAAAACUGCUUUAUCCCUAUGCUAUUAAAGAUGUAACAAAUUGCAUAAAWUUUGUAACAUAAUUUUGCUCCACCCUAAUACGUAUGUAUGUCUAGUUAUGUACUUACAUUUGAAUAAAAAUUAGUUAGAUAUUUGACAGACGAAUAUUGUACUGAUUUAUAUGUACAUACAUAAGUAAUAACAAUUAGCUAGCAAUACAUACUAUUAUUAACUAAAAGAGAUUUCUGUAUUGAAAAGCUCUUAGAUAUAAACUGAACUUGCAAAGGAAUCUCACAUCAUCACAUCAGCGAUGGAAUUUUGACAAAAGUUUAUUUUUCAUCUCACAUUUUUACGGUACCAUACGGUACAUACCAUUAUUCUUUAAAUAUUAACGCCUGAUAUCAAAAUGGUCUAAGGCCAGGCGUAUAAUUGCCUUCUUUUACUCUCCCCGUUGUCGUAUAAUGUAUUUUCACUGCCCGAAUACAAAAAUAUUAUUAUUGUAAUAACCUUCAUUAAGAAAUCUCUUUAACAUAAGUGUUUGCCUUUUGACAACUUUUGCGUACAAAGAAAAAAAUUGAUAUUAUCUUGAAAGUAUUUAAAAAAAUGUUUGUUUGAAAAUAUGUAAAGUAAACAAAAAAAUAGAAAAUUCCAUUCCAAAAUAAGUAAAUAUUACAAGUAAGCUAGAAUAAUUGUUUACCUUCUUCUUCUCCUUUAUUUCAUUUAUUUCCAUUUUUUAUUUUUGAUAUUUUCAAUGUUUUACUUUAUAAUACGUAUUUAGUUUUGRGUCUAUAGUUUAUUAAUCGUUAUACUAAUUAGAGAGAUUACUUUUUGUGUUUAUGAAACUCCACUUAAGAUUGCUCGAUUACCAUAUGUAAGGUUACUACAUGUUAAGUCGCUUAAAUUAAUUGCCUGCGCUUCGUCAAAUUUAGCAAACAACAGGUAAAUAACAGUAAACUAAAAUAACGUAAGUGUAUUCAACUUUAAUAAGSUAUCCACAUAUUAUAUUAAAUACAAACUAUAAAAUAUCCUUGUUACUUUAAGAUAUAAAACUUUGAAAAAAAGAACAGUGGUAAGACGAACGUAGGCAGUUGAUGAUAUUCAAGAUAUGUUAAACAUUUUCUUUAAUGCUUCCAUUAUMCUAUAAAAUAUUGAUUACAUAAAAUGUUAUGUAGGUUAUGUACACACACUUUUUUAGAUAGUUAUAAAUAUUGUAUAGCAUUACGAAACGGACAAAUUUCUCUCGUUUGCCAAGCAUUUUCCUGUAAGCAAAUAAUCGUAAGUGUAGUAAAUACAACAAUUUCAUACAAAUUUUUGUUUGUAGAAAUAACCGAUGAAUUUUAAAAUAGCAUCCCGCGAUUUCGGGAUUUAAAUGAAUGUGGGCUGAAAGUAGAGGUUCUCCAAAUGAAUAAUAUAUACAAUAUAUACAUACAUACGUUAUAUGCCUUCGUAAUUGUUUAGAAGCAGUUAAAUUUACAGACAAAAAUGAAACAGUUUUUAUUUAAUUGGGAAACAAUUUGAAUUUAUUAAAUUUUUUGUGGGAAUGCCUUGUAUUCCUAUAAAUUGAAAAAUUACUUACAUACAUGAAAUUAGUGAAWUUUUGAGCUUUAAAUACAAAUAUCUUAAAAAGAAUAGAAUAAGACAGCGGCAGUUUUACAUAUAUUCGURCAUACAGCCUAUAACCCUUGUAGCCCCGAAAUCGCGGCAUCAUAUUCUAAAUUCCAGCAAAACUUUCUGAAGUUUUUUUUUUUUGGACAUGAUGCUGAAAAGCUGUUUUAAAAAUUAUUUUGAUUAUGUAUAUAAUGUUCAUAUAAAUAAAAGGUAAAUAGUUUCAGUACUUAGCAAAUUUUUGGUAAGUUGUGACGCCCUUACGAUUUAUGUUGCUUAUACAAUCAUAUACAAAUGUAUACAUAACAUACAAUAAGAACAUAAAUACAUACGUAUAUGUGUACUUUACUGCAUAUGUAUAAACACCUUAAUGUAAUAAACAUAACACUAAGUAAAUGUUUAGUUAACAAAACCUUUUAAA